GAUGAGCAGAGUCAUGUCCGUUCGUCCCUCCCUCGCAAAGGCCCAAUUUUUCUCGUCCCCGCGGCUCGGAUUUUUCCCCUUUUUUUCCCGAUAAAUGGCUUCUUUUCCUCAACACCGCACCAAUCCAGCCAUCAAUCCCCAUCACUGAGCAGUCGUCGUCUUCCCCCGUCGCACUCGCUCGCCCUCCACCCCCUUGAAGGGUCUCUCUUCUUUCCUUCCUGCCUCUUUUCAGCUGAGGCCCGGUCCUUGGAGUACCGCGGUCCGUGAGUCGUUUCUUGCUCCAUGCUGGUCAAAAGAGAUUCAAGAAUCGCCUGGGGACGCCUGUUUCUUGAUGUGGAUGACAUGAGGACACUGAAUACAAUGGAGAUAAAGAUGGCAGGAUCUGCUCCCUGCUAAGUUUUUACCUACAAGUUCGCAAAGGACAGUAUGUCAGCUAGGGCUUCUAACCGUCCAUACAAAAUUUCAGAAGAUUCUCAAAUGCCGUACUACAAUAAUUCAGCAACUGUAGAAGAAAAUGAUAGGUUUCAUGUGAUGCAAAAUAAUCUAGAUCAUCACCACUCGUCUCCCGACGAUGGAUCGCAGAAGAUUAAUAGUUCCAACACUCAAAUAUUUGAAGCACAGUACUGCACUCUGGAAUCAUCCUCAGCAAAUGUUGUUUAUCCUGCACAAAGCUCCACAUCUUCUCACAGCAUUUCCCCUUUAAGUGGGAGCCCCCUGUCUCAGCAUGAUAGCCACUCAGAGCACACAUAUAGUUCUCCCCCAAGUGCUUCCUGUCUAACUGAAGUUGCAGAUCUCCAAAUUAAACUAAAAGAGCUAGAGAAUGCCAUUCUUGGACCUGAAUUGGACAUUACUUCUGACAGCCCUGAGAGCUUCUUACAAGCCAAUGUUCAAUUGAGACCAGACAACUGGAGACAACUUCUGGGAAUUGAUGCAGGAGACUUGAAGCAACUAAUCAUUGCAUGUGGUAAGGCUGUUGCGGAGAAUGAUGUCUUUGCAACAGAAUUGCUUAUAUCUGAGCUAGGUCAGCUCAUAUCUGUAUCAGGAGAUCCAAUGCAACGACUUGGAGCAUAUAUGUUGGAAGGAAUUGUUGCAAGACUUGCUUCCUCUGGCAAUAUGCUAUAUAAAUCUUUGAAAUGUAAAGAACCUACAAGCUCUGAGCUCAUGUCAUACAUGCAUCUCCUUUAUGAGAUCUGCCCAUUCUUUAAGUUUGGUUAUAUGUCAGCGAAUGGUGCCAUUGCCGAGGCUAUUAAGGGAGAGAACUUUGUUCACAUCAUUGACUUCCAAAUUGCUCAGGGGAGCCAGUGGAUUACUCUGAUACAGGCCCUUGCUGCAAGGCCUGGGGGUCCACCAUACACUAGAAUCACUGGUAUUGAUGACUCAAAUUCUGCUUAUGCCAGAGGGGGCGGGCUUGAUAUAGUUGGGAGGAGAUUGCAUAGUGUUGCUCAGUCGUGUGGUCUUCCCUUUGAGUUCAAUGCUGUUCCAGCUGCUAGCCAUGAGGUUCAGCUUGGGCAUCUUGCGGUAAGACCUGGGGAGAUUAUUGCUGUCAAUUUUGCCUAUCAGCUGCAUCAUGUUCCUGAUGAAAGCGUAAGCAUGGAAAAUCAUCGAGAUAGGAUUAUAAGAAUGAUCAAGAGCAUCAAUCCUAGGGUUGUUACUCUCGUUGAGCAGGAAUCAAAUACAAACACAGCUCCAUUCUUCCCAAGGUACAUGGAAACUCUCAACUACUAUACGGCCAUGUUUGAGUCGAUAGAUGUUGCUCUCCCAAGGGAUGACCGGAGGAGGAUGAGCGCGGAACAGCACUGUGUUGCAAGGGAUAUUGUUAAUUUAAUCGCAUGCGAGGGUGCUGAAAGAGUUGAGAGGCAUGAACUGUUUGGAAAAUGGAAGGCAAGAUUUGCUAUGGCUGGAUUUAGGCCUUACCCGCUGAGUUCAGUGGUGAACAACACCAUCAACACACUGUUGCAGAGUUACAACAGCUGCUACAGGCUUGAGGAAAGAGGUGGUGUCCUUUACCUUGGAUGGAAGAACAGAGUAUUAGUUGUAUCUUCAGCAUGGUGUUGACAUUUCCUUAGAAGAAGCUCAUGUACGUAUUUUGUUGCCUUCCAGGUUUCAUCGGAUUUCGGCAUCCAUCCCAAGGUUCCAAGAUUCCAUCCUGAACUCUAUUCAUAUAGAAGACCCUGUAAACCACAACAUCUUGGUUUACUUAGUAUUUGCUUUCAACCCUCCCUGACUCACUAGCAAUCUAAUCCAGCGGUUAGCUUAUCAUCUAAAUGGUCACCGCAAGUCGAAGGGGGUCCCGACAUUAGAAGUCAUAGCUGUUGUAUGCGCUCUGUAUAUGUUACUACUAGAAAUUUGAUUUCUCUAAAUCUGGGUUACGUUUCCAUAGGUUUGGUAGAUGCAGAGGUUAUGGUAGGCAGGACAAGAGGGUGUCUGUCAGUUGUGUAUCAGUAUGUACUGUGUUGCCUGCUUUGUAUAUAUAUAUGUUUGUGUGGAAUGCUAUUGAGGUUUCAUUGUGAUGUGGUUGCUCU
This is a messenger RNA of Panicum hallii, 2522 nucleotides long. RefSeq names its product scarecrow-like protein 21. Gene Ontology annotation, biological process: regulation of DNA-templated transcription. Gene Ontology annotation, cellular component: nucleus. NCBI's taxonomy places the organism in Eukaryota, Viridiplantae, Streptophyta, Magnoliopsida, Poales, Poaceae. The transcript has 3 exons. Gene Ontology annotation, molecular function: sequence-specific DNA binding; DNA-binding transcription factor activity. Bases 427 to 2055 code for a protein of 542 amino acids. The record is from RefSeq and is a predicted model, not a curated record.